AAACCCCACAAACUGAGAGUGUGUUGGUGCGCCAGACCCGUGAAAGAAAAAGUCGAACAUCGCAAAAACGUUUUGCUGGAACGCGUUUUCAUCCGUAAAGUUGUUCCAUUUUCCUGGUGAAAAUCUAUACCGAACUGAUGAUAAACUAGUGAAUUUUGCUAAUUAGCGGACGCCAAUACCGGAACCAACAAUGGCUCUUCCGCCGUAUAUGAUUCCGCCUAAUCAAUGGGCCGCCCAUAUGAUGGCCCAGCAGCAGGCAUUCGCUGUUCAGCAAGCUCAGGCCCAGCAGCAGCAUCAAGCGGCCGCGGCUCAGAUGCACGCCCAGCAGUUGGCUGCCUCACAGAUGCAGAUUCCGCCCCCAAUGGGACACAUUCCGCCACCCGGACCACCCAAACCGGAUCUUGUCCUGUCGGAGGAAAAGUUGAUCGAGAAGGCUCAAAAGUGGCAACAGUUACAAACCAAGCGAUUUGCUGAGAAACGGAAGUUUGGGUUUAUCGAUGCUCAGAAGGAAGACAUGCCACCGGAGCACAUCCGGAAAAUUAUAAGAGAUCACGGAGAUAUGACCAGCAGGAAGUACAGACACGACAAGAGAGUAUAUUUGGGAGCGUUGAAGUAUAUGCCGCACGCAGUCAUGAAACUGCUGGAAAACAUGCCGAUGCCGUGGGAACAGAUUCGGGAUGUGCCGGUUCUGUACCACAUCACCGGAGCAAUCACCUUCGUAAACGAGAUUCCCUGGGUGAUUGAACCGGUUUAUAUUGCUCAGUGGGGCACCAUGUGGAUUAUGAUGCGUCGUGAGAAACGUGAUCGUCGUCAUUUCAAACGAAUGCGUUUCCCGCCAUUCGACGACGAAGAACCUCCGCUGGAUUAUGCGGACAACGUUCUGGACGUGGAACCGCUGGAAGCCAUCCAGAUCGAGCUGGACACUGAAGAAGAUGCAAGCGUCCACGAUUGGUUCUACGAGCACCGACCGCUUAUCGGAACGCCUUACGUGAAUGGAUCGACCUAUCGGAAGUGGAAUUUGGCGUUGCCGCAAAUGGCGACGCUCUAUCGGUUGGCCAACCAGCUGCUAACGGAUCUGGUCGACAGCAACUUCUUCUAUCUGUUCGAUCCGAAGAGUUUCUUCACGGCCAAGGCCCUGAACAUGGCCAUCCCGGGAGGACCGAAGUUCGAGCCGCUUAUCAAGGACCAUAACGUCGGGGACGAGGACUGGAAUGAGUUUAACGACAUUAACAAAAUCAUCAUCCGGCAGCCGAUUCGUACGGAAUAUAGGAUUGCUUUCCCGUACCUCUACAACAAUAUGCCGCAUUUUGUGCAUUUAUGCUGGUACCAUACACCGAAUGUGGUCUUCAUCAAAACCGAAGAUCCAGAUCUGCCAGCGUUUUAUUUUGAUCCAUUGAUCAAUCCGAUCGCCCAUCGCCAUGCGGUCAAGUCAGCUGAACCCCUACCGGAUGAUGAUGAGGAGUUUACACUGCCGGAGGAAGUUCAGCCUUUCCUCCAGGACACUCCUCUCUACACGGACAACACAGCGAACGGAAUAUCGCUCUUGUGGGCACCUCGACCUUUCAAUAUGCGCUCUGGACGCUGUCGACGAGCCAUUGACAUUCCACUGGUCAAGAACUGGUACAAGGAGCAUUGCCCUCCCAAUCAUCCGGUCAAAGUACGCGUCAGCUACCAGAAGCUGCUCAAAUACUACGUGCUCAAUGCACUGAAACACCGUAAGCCAAAACCACAGAAGAAGCGCUACCUGUUCCGUUCGUUCAAGGCGACCAAGUUCUUCCAAACCACCACACUGGAUUGGGUCGAAGCUGGUCUGCAAGUCUGCCGCCAAGGUUACAACAUGCUGAACCUGUUGAUUCAUCGUAAAAAUCUUAACUAUCUCCAUCUGGAUUACAACUUCAACUUGAAGCCGGUGAAAACCCUCACCACCAAGGAGCGUAAAAAGUCCCGUUUCGGUAACGCGUUCCAUCUGUGUCGGGAGAUCUUGCGCCUCACCAAGUUGAUCAUCGAUUCUCAUGUGCAGUACCGGUUGAACAACGUGGAUGCUUUCCAGCUGGCCGAUGGGCUGCAGUACAUCUUUGCCCACGUCGGCCAACUGACCGGAAUGUACCGGUACAAGUACAAGCUGAUGCGGCAGAUCCGAAUGUGCAAGGAUUUGAAGCAUCUGAUCUACUAUCGGUUCAAUACGGGUCCCGUUGGUAAAGGUCCCGGUUGCGGCUUCUGGGCUCCCGGAUGGCGUGUCUGGCUGUUCUUCAUGCGAGGUAUCACCCCGCUGCUGGAGCGCUGGCUGGGUAAUCUGCUUUCGCGUCAGUUCGAAGGUCGACACUCGAAGGGUGUUGCCAAGACGGUCACCAAGCAACGUGUCGAGUCGCACUUCGAUUUGGAAUUGCGUGCCUCGGUCAUGCACGACAUCGUUGACAUGAUGCCGGAGGGUAUCAAGCAGAAUAAGGCCAGAACUAUAUUGCAACAUUUGUCGGAAGCGUGGCGCUGCUGGAAAGCUAACAUCCCCUGGAAGGUUCCCGGCCUGCCAAUCCCGAUCGAGAACAUGAUUCUUCGAUACGUCAAGAUGAAGGCCGAUUGGUGGACCAACACUGCUCAUUACAAUCGAGAGCGUAUUCGUCGAGGUGCCACAGUCGACAAAACGGUUUGCAAAAAGAACCUCGGACGACUGACGCGUCUCUAUUUGAAGGCCGAACAGGAACGGCAACACAAUUACCUGAAGGAUGGACCGUAUAUUUCCCCAGAGGAAGCCGUCGCUAUCUACACAACGACGGUCCAUUGGUUGGAGUCACGUCGCUUUGCCCCGAUCCCGUUCCCUCCGCUGUCGUACAAGCAUGACACCAAACUGCUGAUUUUGGCGCUGGAGAGAUUGAAGGAAGCUUACAGCGUCAAGUCUCGUUUGAAUCAGAGCCAACGUGAAGAGCUGGGAUUGAUCGAACAGGCCUAUGACAAUCCCCAUGAAGCCCUUUCCAGAAUCAAGCGUCAUCUGCUGACGCAGCGUGCAUUCAAAGAGACCGGAAUCGAAUUCAUGGAUUUGUACAGCCACCUGAUCCCGGUGUACGAUGUCGAACCGCUGGAGAAGAUCACCGACGCCUAUCUGGAUCAGUACCUGUGGUACGAAGCGGACAAGCGACGACUGUUCCCACCGUGGAUCAAACCGAGUGACACCGAACCGCCGCCGCUGUUGGUGUACAAAUGGUGCCAAGGCAUCAACAAUCUGCAGGAAGUAUGGGACGUCUCGGAAGGCGAAUGCAACGUCCUGCUGGAAUCGCGCUACGAAAAACUGUACGAGAAGAUCGAUUUGACCCUGCUCAAUCGAUUGCUUCGUCUGAUCGUGGAUCACAACAUUGCCGAUUACAUGACCGCCAAGAACAACGUGGUCAUCAACUACAAGGACAUGAACCACACCAACAGUUACGGUAUCAUUCGAGGGCUGCAGUUCGCUUCGUUCAUCGCCCAGUACUACGGACUGGUGUUGGAUCUGCUGGUGCUCGGCUUGCAGCGGGCUAGCGAAAUGGCCGGUCCACCGCAGAUGCCGAACGAUUUCCUGACGUUCCAGGAUGUGGCCACCGAGUCGUGCCAUCCGAUUCGAUUGUACUGUCGCUACGUGGAUCGGAUUCACAUCUUCUUCCGGUUUACCGCCGAAGAGGCGAGAGAUUUGAUUCAGAGAUAUUUGACGGAGCAUCCGGAUCCGAACAACGAGAACAUCGUCGGGUAUAACAACAAGAAGUGCUGGCCAAGAGACGCGAGGAUGCGUUUGAUGAAGCAUGAUGUCAACUUGGGUCGGGCGGUGUUCUGGGACAUCAAGAAUCGUUUACCGCGAUCGGUGACUACCGUUCAGUGGGAUAAUACGUUUGUGUCGGUGUAUUCCAAGGACAACCCCAAUCUGCUGUUCAACAUGUGUGGGUUUGAAUGUAGGAUACUUCCGAAGUGUCGUACCCAAAACGAGGAAUUCACUCACCGUGAUGGAGUGUGGAAUUUGCAGAACGAAGUGACCAAGGAACGUACGGCGCAGUGUUUCUUGAGGGUGGAUGACGAGUCGUUGUCCCGAUUCCACAACCGCGUCCGCCAGAUUCUGAUGGCUUCUGGUUCGACUACCUUCACGAAGAUCGUGAACAAGUGGAACACCGCUCUGAUCGGAUUGAUGACCUAUUUCCGUGAGGCAGUUGUCAACACACAGGAACUGCUUGAUUUGUUGGUGAAGUGCGAGAACAAGAUUCAGACGCGUAUCAAGAUCGGUCUGAAUUCCAAAAUGCCUUCGAGAUUCCCGCCGGUGGUGUUCUACACUCCCAAGGAAUUGGGUGGUCUUGGAAUGUUGAGUAUGGGUCACGUGUUGAUUCCCCAGUCGGAUCUCCGGUGGUCAAAGCAGACCGAUGUGGGCAUUACCCAUUUCCGAUCGGGUAUGUCUCACGAUGAGGAUCAGCUGAUUCCGAACUUGUAUCGGUACAUUCAGCCAUGGGAAAGCGAGUUCAUUGAUUCGCAACGUGUCUGGGCUGAAUACGCUCUCAAGAGGCAGGAAGCGAAUGCUCAGAACAGACGCUUAACGCUGGAAGAUUUGGAAGACAGUUGGGAUCGAGGUAUUCCUAGGAUCAAUACACUGUUCCAGAAGGAUCGUCACACGUUGGCCUACGACAAAGGAUGGAGAAUUAGGACUGAAUUCAAGCAGUACCAGGUGCUGAAGCAAAAUCCUUUCUGGUGGACGCAUCAACGUCACGACGGCAAAUUGUGGAACUUGAACAACUAUCGAACGGAUAUGAUUCAGGCAUUGGGUGGCGUAGAAGGUAUUCUGGAACACACGCUCUUCAAGGGAACAUACUUCCCCACGUGGGAGGGUCUUUUCUGGGAGAAAGCAUCCGGUUUCGAAGAGUCGAUGAAGUACAAAAAACUGACCAACGCUCAGCGUUCCGGUUUGAACCAGAUUCCGAAUCGUCGUUUCACCUUGUGGUGGUCACCUACAAUCAAUCGAGCCAACGUUUACGUGGGUUUCCAGGUGCAGUUGGAUUUGACCGGUAUUUUCAUGCACGGUAAGAUUCCGACGUUGAAGAUUUCUUUGAUUCAAAUCUUCAGAGCUCACUUGUGGCAGAAGAUUCACGAAUCAAUCGUCAUGGAUUUGUGUCAGGUGUUUGAUCAAGAGUUGGACGCCCUGGAGAUUGAAACGGUCCAGAAGGAGACUAUCCAUCCUAGGAAGUCUUACAAGAUGAACUCGUCCUGUGCUGAUAUCUUGCUUUUCCCGGCUUACAAGUGGAACGUAUCACGACCGUCUCUCCUUGCGGAUACCAAAGACACGAUGGACAACACGACAACCCAGAAAUAUUGGUUGGAUGUGCAACUCCGUUGGGGUGACUACGAUUCCCAUGACGUAGAACGUUACGCGAGAGCCAAGUUCUUGGAUUACACGACGGAUAACAUGUCCAUCUAUCCGUCUCCAACGGGCGUCUUGAUUGCAAUCGAUCUGGCAUACAAUCUGCACAGUGCCUACGGCAAUUGGUUCCCAGGUUGUAAACCGCUGAUCCAGCAAGCCAUGGCAAAGAUCAUGAAGGCCAACCCGGCUUUGUAUGUACUUCGUGAACGUAUUCGUAAAGCCCUACAGCUAUACAGUUCGGAACCGACUGAACCUUACCUUUCGUCGCAAAACUACGGAGAGCUGUUCUCGAAUCAAAUCAUUUGGUUCGUAGACGACACCAACGUGUACCGAGUAACGAUCCACAAGACGUUCGAAGGUAACUUGACCACCAAACCCAUCAACGGAGCUAUCUUUAUCUUCAAUCCGCGAACGGGACAGCUGUUCUUGAAGAUCAUUCACACGUCCGUAUGGGCUGGUCAGAAACGUCUCGGUCAGUUAGCCAAGUGGAAAACUGCAGAAGAAGUAGCUGCUUUGAUUCGAUCCCUUCCCGUUGAAGAACAGCCGAAGCAGAUCAUUGUCACUCGUAAGGGUAUGUUGGACCCUCUUGAGGUGCAUUUGCUGGAUUUUCCGAACAUCGUGAUCAAGGGUUCAGAGCUACAACUGCCUUUCCAAGCUUGCUUGAAGGUAGAGAAGUUUGGUGAUCUUAUCCUGAAGGCUACCGAACCUCAAAUGGUUUUGUUCAAUCUGUACGACGACUGGUUGAAGACUAUCUCGUCCUACACAGCCUUCUCUCGUUUGAUCUUGAUCUUGCGUGCUCUGCAUGUCAAUACCGAAAGGACUAAGGUCAUUUUGAAACCGGACAAAACAACAAUCACUGAAGCUCACCACAUUUGGCCAACCCUAAGCGACGAAGAAUGGAUCAAGGUUGAAGUUCAACUUAAGGAUCUGAUCCUUGCCGAUUACGGAAAGAAGAACAACGUCAACGUUGCAUCGUUGACUCAGUCCGAAAUCCGUGACAUCAUUCUUGGAAUGGAAAUUUCUGCUCCGUCUGCCCAACGUCAACAGAUCGCAGAAAUUGAGAAACAAACCAAGGAACAAUCUCAACUCACAGCAACUACCACUAGAACCACCAACAAGCAUGGUGAUGAAAUUAUCACUUCCACAACCAGUAAUUACGAAACCACUACAUUCAGCUCGAAAACCGAAUGGCGUGUCCGAGCCAUUUCAGCCACGAAUCUUCAUCUCCGAACCAACCACAUCUACGUCAGUUCGGAUGACAUCAAGGAAACCGGCUACACCUAUAUUCUGCCGAAGAAUAUCCUCAAGAAGUUCGUCACCAUUUCGGAUCUUCGUGCGCAGAUUGCAGGCUAUCUGUACGGCGUAAGCCCUCCAGAUAACCCUCAGGUCAAGGAAAUUCGUUGCAUCGUGAUGCCACCGCAGUGGGGAACCCAUCAACAGAUCAACCUCCCGAACACCCUCCCAACCCACCAGUAUCUCAAAGACAUGGAACCUCUCGGAUGGAUCCACACGCAACCGAACGAGUUGCCCCAACUUUCCCCACAGGACAUCACCACCCAUGCAAAGAUCAUGUCCGAGAACACCACGUGGGAUGGAGAAAAAACAAUCAUCAUCACGUGUUCCUUCACGCCCGGUUCCUGUUCGCUUACAGCCUACAAACUAACCCCCUCGGGUUAUGAGUGGGGCCACAAGAACACCGACAAGGGAAACAACCCCAAAGGAUACCUGCCUUCCCACUACGAGCGCGUUCAAAUGCUGUUAUCCAACAAAUUCCUCGGAUUCUUCAUGGUCCCGGCGCAGGGAAGCUGGAACUACAACUUUAUGGGCGUGAGGCACGACCCGAACAUGAAGUACGAACUGCAGCUGGCCAAUCCCAAGGAGUUCUACCAUGAAGUGCACAGACCGUCGCAUUUCCUACUGUUCUCUAGCUUGGAAGAGGGCGCCGAUGGAAACGGUGCCGACAGGGAGGAUCUGUUCGCGUAAAUGUUGUGUGGAAAUUGAUGGUGAAUGCGUGGUUGUCUUGUUUAAUGCUUGAGUUUAUCUUUAAGGUUAUUCAUUACUCUAAUUAACUGUGUAAAUAGUCACUUGGCUCUUUGACGGUAUCAUUAAUAAAAAAAAGUUUAGAAUAAUUA
This is a messenger RNA of Aedes aegypti (yellow fever mosquito), 7491 nucleotides long. RefSeq names its product pre-mRNA-processing-splicing factor 8 (gene Prp8). Gene Ontology annotation, molecular function: pre-mRNA intronic binding; U6 snRNA binding; U5 snRNA binding. Gene Ontology annotation, biological process: spliceosomal tri-snRNP complex assembly; mRNA splicing, via spliceosome. Bases 191 to 7342 code for a protein of 2383 amino acids. The transcript is spliced from 7 exons. Gene Ontology annotation, cellular component: U5 snRNP; catalytic step 2 spliceosome. NCBI's taxonomy places the organism in Eukaryota, Metazoa, Arthropoda, Insecta, Diptera, Culicidae. The record is from RefSeq and is a predicted model, not a curated record.